Messenger RNA from Alternaria infectoria, 1203 nucleotides. RefSeq lists its product as uncharacterized. Gene Ontology annotation, cellular component: vacuolar membrane. Bases 1 to 1203 code for a protein of 400 amino acids. Gene Ontology annotation, biological process: amino acid transmembrane transport. Gene Ontology annotation, molecular function: amino acid transmembrane transporter activity. Lineage: Eukaryota; Fungi; Ascomycota; Dothideomycetes; Pleosporales; Pleosporaceae. The transcript is spliced from 7 exons. The record is from RefSeq and is a predicted model, not a curated record.
AUGGCUAGGCACGCAGUAGAGAAGACGACACCGGAAGAGCCUUUGGAUGAGCAACUGAUUCAGUCACAAUCGACGCCGUCGACGGACCUCGAAGGACAGGCUGCGCCAGCUGAAGAACAGGAUGUCUUUGGUAACGAGGAAGGCGCUGAGAUACAGUACAAGACGUGCAAGUGGUGGUAUGUACACAAACUACCUGAUUCUGUGUGCAGUGUCACUGAACGAGUUAUGCUGGCGGAGAAUGUCUCAUUAGGCGUCCUCGCCCUUCCUCAAGCGCUUGCGAUCCUCGGCCUCGUCCCCGGUCUCCUCUGCAUAUGCUUCCUAGGCAUCAUCGCUACAUACACUGGCUAUUUGAUCGGCGAAUUCAAGCUGGCUCAUCCGUCUGUAGCGAACUACGCGGAUUGCGGCAUGCUUAUGAGCGGGCCAGUGCUUCGCGAGGUGCUUGCUGUCGGACAACUACUAGUCUUGAUAUUCAUCAUGGGGGCGCACAUCUUGACCUUUGCGGUCGCGAUGAAUGCGAUGACCGACCACGGCACUUGCACUAUCGUAUUCACUGUUGUCGGACUGAUCAUCUCCUUCCUGCUAGGGUUGCCCAGAACGUUCAAGAACAUCAGCUACUUUAGCUACUUUUCCUGCGCUUCCAUCAUUGUGGCAGUUACGGUAACCAUGAUCGCGAUUAGUAUCCAGAAGCCAGACAUGGGCAACAUCGUUGCUGUGCGACCCGAUGUACCUCUCGUCAAAGGACUCGCACCCGUGAUGAAUAUCGUCCUAGCUUACACUGGACACGUCGCUUUCUUCUCGUUCCAAUCCGAACUCGAAGACCCUCGCGACUUCCGCAAAGCUCUCAUCUUCGAGCAGGGUAUCGCAGUCACAUUCUAUAUGCUCAUCUCCGUCAUCAUAUACUACUACGCAGGGCCUCUCGUAGCCUCACCCGCCCUCGGUUCCGCGUCCCCCCUCGUCAAUGCGCUUCCUCCACUGAUGUGGCUGUGGCACAAUAAGAAGAACGGUAGGCUGUUCUCGUCGACUUCGCAAACGGCUUUUACCAUUUUGAAUAUCUCUAUCGUUAUUCUAGGCAUGCUCAUUUUUGGACUUGGAAUGUGGUCGUCAGGAUGGGCGUUGAAUCGCGGGUCUGGCGGCAAGGUAUUCUCUUGCGAUAACAACUGGCAUCCUGUGAGCUGGGUUUCAGGAGGUACCAAAGAUGCAUAG